Messenger RNA from Psylliodes chrysocephalus, 723 nucleotides. The record is from the annotation of a GenBank genome assembly. Lineage: Eukaryota; Metazoa; Arthropoda; Insecta; Coleoptera; Chrysomelidae.
AUGGUGUUCGAUAACGUAGAAAAGGGAGAUUUUCGAUUGGUACGAUUCACGGAUGAUAAUAUCCUCUAUGUGUGUCCUAAAACUAGAUUUAGAUUAAAUGGUUUAGAACCAGAAGUAAAAUGGCCCCCUGAUGGAAAAUGGUAUAAAGUGGAAAUAAUAGCUACUGGUGGCCUUAUGAACUCAAACAAUGCACAAUCAAAAUUGGAAGAUACAACUUACUUACAAAAAAGUUGCAACAAAAAUGUAUCCAAAAAUAGAAAUGAAAAAUUGGCAAAAUUGCCGAAAACCCUGAUUGAAGGGUCAUUAACUACAAUCAAUGAUGAAAAUGAAAAAGAAAAUAAAAAGAAAAGAAAACGAUAUAAUUUCAACAAUGGUGAAGUGAACAAGGAAUGUAAAAAUCUAGAAAAACAAAGAAGAGCAUCGAAACAAGGGUCAUGUGAAAUAGAAAACAACGAUUUAAAAAUAAGUAAGAUAUCAUGGACUGGAAACGAGAAGAGAAAAUGGGACAAAAGAUUUGUAUGUCUCUUCUGCAGUAAGGCAUUUACUCAACUUCCUAAACAUUGGUACAGGAAACACUCAAAUGAGGUUGAGGUAGCAAGAAUUCUAAGCCUUGAGAAAAAUUCUAGUCAAAGAAAUAUUUUAAUAGCGGAUCUUCAAAACAAGGCCGUUUUUAAACAGAAUACCCAAGUUAUCACGGGCGGUGAAGGUGAAAUAGUUACUUAA